Molecule: messenger RNA, 5224 nt
Organism: Scophthalmus maximus (turbot)
Lineage: Eukaryota; Metazoa; Chordata; Actinopteri; Pleuronectiformes; Scophthalmidae
Gene: synm
Product: synemin, intermediate filament protein
Exons: 4
Coding region: 153-3209 (1018 amino acids)
Biological process (GO): fast-twitch skeletal muscle fiber contraction; intermediate filament cytoskeleton organization
Cellular component (GO): sarcolemma; intermediate filament; neurofilament cytoskeleton
Molecular function (GO): structural constituent of muscle; intermediate filament binding; structural constituent of cytoskeleton
Source: RefSeq, a predicted model, not a curated record
UCCUCCUCCUCCUCCUCCUGCACUUGUCAAAGGCCCCUGAUCGCAAAUUACAUCACAGUUGUGGCCACAGACGCACACGCGUAUCGAACCGGGCAACCGUGUCUCUCUAACUCGACUGGACACAUUCGUUUCUAUUCUUACUAGAUGACACAAUGUUGCCUUUCAAGAAAACUUUUGCAGGGGAAAAGCUGCAGCUGCAGGAGCUCAAUGGCCGACUCGCCCAGUACCUCUCCAGAACCAAACAGCUGGAGCAGGAAAAUGUGCAUCUGAUGACCGAGAUCAAUCAGCUCAGGCAGGCGAAGACGACGGAGUUGGAGCCGAAGUACAAGGCUGAGAUGCGGGACCUGCGGAGGAUGGUGGGGCAGCUGUCGCGGGAGAAGUCCCAGGCCGAGAUGGAGAGGGAGAGGCUGUGGCGCGAGUUGCAGACGGUCCAGUCCCUGUGCAGCGAGCAGACCGGCGUGUGCAGGGACAUCGGUGGCGAGCUGAAAGGCUGCGAGAAGGAGCUUCACCUCGCCCACAAGGCCAACGGCGAACUGGAGCAGCGCCUGUUCCAGCUGGAGAGCGACUAUAAGUGCGUGGAGGAUGCGCACAGGCAAGAGAUGGAGCAGCUCCGGCGUCAGGUGGAGUACCGCACGGUGCCCAUCGUCACGCACACUCACCGCGGGGCCCCGGUGGCCUCCAUGGAGGAGGUGCAGGAGAUCGCCCGGGGCCUGUCCGAAGGCUGGAUGGACACCUUCGAAAUGUACCAGCAGAAGGUGGAGGAGAUGGAGCAGUCGAUUAAAGCGGACCAGGCGAGGCUGGCUGACCUGCAGAGGGAGAAGAUGCUGUAUGCCUCCGAGUUGGACAAAUUACGCACAGAGGCGGGGAAACAGGGUCACGUCCAGAUGCGUCUCGAGGAACAACUGAUGCGGAUGCAGGAGAAAUUCCGCGUGGACCUGAGUGAAUACCAGAUGAUAAUUGAGCAGCUGGAGCACGAGAGGAACGUGAUGGCUGGCACGCUCGAAGAAAAGAUGCGAGACCAUCAGCACCUUCUCCAGGUGAAGAUGGAUCUGGGCAUGGAGGUGGCUGCCUACAGGGCUCUCCUGGAGGGUGAGAGAUUGGGUCUGCAAGAUGCUCAUCGGAGGGUGAAUCAGCAUCAAAGAGAAAGAAUAAUAGAUAUUAAGAUACCUGCCCAACGCUACACACCAAGAGCUUCCAUCUUAACCACCAGAAAACAUACGGAUAUGAGGUACACACAGCAGACGUCAAGCCUGAGCAGAGCCCCUGUGCCUCCCUCUGGGUCCAUAAGUCCCUCCAGAGUUAUUCCUAUUUCAGUUGCAGGCAGAGAUCGUUAUCAAAGUCCUGCAUCCAGAAGGGACAUGAUCUCAUUCACGAAAGCUCGGGCUGCUGCAUCUACCACCACCACUGCUGCCAAAGGUGAACAAACAGGCCAGAGUGAAAACCGCAUGAGUCCCGGUGUGCAGACAACAGCAGCAGAGGAGAAAACUGUGAGAAUCAAACAGGUCUCUCCAGUGGAGAAACAAAUCAGUCCCAGCAAGUCCUCCACUGCUGAGACCAAAUCAGUUAGAGUGGUGUCACCACCAAUGAUGAGACUGAGCACGGAAACUGAAACAAAAACCAAAAAGCAACUGUCAGGUAAAACAGAGACAGAUAAUGUUUAUGACAGUGAAUCCAAAGACAAAGGGAGGAUAGAGUCUAUGAUUGGGCCAAGUGAGAAGAAGAUAUUAGACUCUGUGUCUGUAGAGGAGAUCAUUGAGAAAGUGAUAAAACCAGCAGGUUUGGAAGCUAAGGUUUGCUCAUCGGGAGAAUCCAAGGUCAGAUAUCAUGUGGAGAAAACUGAGCAGGAGGAUGGCACAACUAAAACACAGAUUGUGCUGGAGUCCAAAGUGGAGGAGGAGCUGGAUAUUUCUGAAGACUCUGCCCUGGAUGAACUUCUGAGCCAAGGUGUGAAGAAGGUGUCACUGGAGGACAUCAAGGACACACCAACAGGAAACAUGAUCAAGAAUCUUCUUAGUGACCUGCAGGGAGCAGAGAACCUGCAAAAUAAGUCUGUCAACGUGGAAAUCAUUGCAGAACCGGUGGACCCUCACAGUGAUGAGGAGCUUGAGGUUGAGCAGAAGUCCAGAUCUACUUUUUAUGAGCCCUCAACAUAUUUUCAAAUUGAGGAGCUAGAAAAUGUCCCUCAUGACACUCACGUAGAGAGGAAGAGUGAUGACGAUGCCAUGAAAUUCUCCAUGACAGACACAGAUUAUUUCAAGGGUGGAUCUAUUCAUGUUGAAGAUGUCUCUAGACACAGCGAGUCUUCUUACUUCUCCCAUGACCAAGAGCCUCAUGAGUAUUUUAUCUCCACACCUGACGAUAAUCUUUCUGAACCCGAGGAGGGUGGUGGCAUAGCUGCGUAUGGCCAUUAUGGCAUCGUAGAUGACCUGUCAGAUGAGAGGUAUUACCAAGAUGAAAGUCUUCCUACAAAAAGAGUGCUCGUAGAGGAAAGUGACGAAUACAAGUUCAUGUCGGGCGAUGACUCGUUUGUCAAAGAGAGUUUUCCAGAGUGCAUCAUUGAAGAAGAGGUCUGUGUCUCCCCCGUAGUGCAGGAGUCCAUGCUUGAGUUCCUGAGGGAGGACUCUCUCCAACCCAAAGAGCAGCUGAAGGGAGCUCUAGAGCAGCUACAAAGCUCAGUUUCAGGUCCCCUGCGGGAGGAGUUGGCUUUCCUCACAAAAAUGAGUAAUGAAAGUCCACAGAAUGUUGCUGUCAAUGUCAAAAAAGUGCAGCAGUCAAGUGACAAUGGAACAAUGACUAUAGUUGCUGAGCUAAAUGUCUCUCAAACUCUGGAAGACUCCGGGCUGCUGGAGGCAGGGGAUGAUCUCUCCGAAGAGCAGAUCAUGGCAGCUCUUGGAUCUUCUAACCUUGGGUUUGAGAAAACCUUCCAGGGUGGGGCAGGAGGAGGGUACAGCUUCAGAGUUGCCCAAGAAGAGGAUGUUGCUCACGAUGAAGAGUUUGAAUGCUCCGCAGACCAAGAAGAAGCUGUGUCUGAAAUCACUGAGAAACAUAUCAGACUGGAGCCAUCAGAGAAGUCCUUCACCUUCCAGAUGGACAUACAAGGCAGCCAUUCUGAGGCCUCUUCAGAGCAAGAUCGGCAGUCUCAAACACCAGUGAAGAUUUCUCAAGAGAAAAGAGUUGCAACAAUUUACCUUGAAAGCCCAGAUGACUAAGAAAGAAUUCAGUCAGACAUAUUUUAAAACUCAAUACUUGCCGGUAUAUCACUUGUUGAAAUGCAGAUACAGCGAGAGAUCACAUAAGGCAUGAAUGCUGAUUGGCAGACACUGUAAUAAUGCUAUACUCUUUGCAGUAAAACAUUUUAUAUCUAAUUGAUACACCCUUUUACGGUACCUACUUACCCAGUGUGUUAUCUUAACCUUGGUGUACCUAACUGCACCUCGUGAUUCAAGCUAAUUCUGUUAUUUAGUUUAAAUUACCAGAUCAUUACAUAUUUGUUUUGGCAGUACUAUGGUAAAAAAACCUUUAAAAACCUAGUUAGGAUUGUAACAUAUACAUAUUAUAGCAAUUUUCAAGGUAGGUAAUACUGGUGGGGUGUUGCGCUGAUAUAUGUUAACCUUUUUAUAGCUUGUAUUUUAUUUUCAGACAGUUUUGUGUAUUCUCUCUAGAUUUCUCUAUUUUUGUACUAACCUCCGCUUGGGUUGAUCUUAAGGAGUAGUAAACAGACUGUUCUGCAGUUUCCAGCCCACCACCAACCCAACUAUCACAUCAUGGCUGUGUCUUUCAUGAUGUUGAGUCUGCUCGGUCAACAUUUAAUGCAGAGAAACAUAUGACAGUUGGAGUUAUGAGGUGCUGUGCACCGUAUGCAGACAGGGCCUUUCAUUUUUAUUUUGUCUGAAGCACUGCUACCAAAUGGAAUGAAAUUAGUGAAUUCUGUAUCUGGGUUGAUCUUAAGGAGUAGUCCCUAGUGUGUUAAGCUUGUAGCUGACAGUAUAAUGGGAGUGAAGAAAAAGAUGGUAAUUUGUCUCAAGUUUUGAAUUCUGAGGUCAAGGUAUAGUGCAAGUAAAUGUGGAAUUUAAAGGUGGUUAUUAAGUAACUCACAAAGUUAGGUAUUUUCAGAUAAUGGAACUAAAAUAUUGGCACAUUACACAUUUUGAAUGAUUAGAAAAAAGACCUGCCCAUUAUAAAACCAAAUAAUGGGAUUCUAAAAAGUUUCUCAGUGUCAGUACUAUUUCUAAUUUCUCAACUGUGUGAACAUUUCGCUCCUGUGAACAAACUGUGGUUGGUGAGUUGGUAAUUAAAGAUGGUGGAUAAGACCAUUUAAAACUACAAAAAGAAAGGACAUAGUAAGAUGAAAGAAGGAAAAGAGGUAGCAGAAUCUUAAUGAAUCAAGGAUGCAGCAAGUGUUGUUAAAGAAGAAUUGUCACAUCUAGUUUUAAUGUAUUUCUUGUCUGAACGCCUUUCGCUUGUCCCUAUUUGUUGGUAAUCACAGUGUUGGCUUGAGGGAUUCACCUUUACUCUGACAUGGCUAUGUGGUCAUGACAGUGACUAUUUUUGGAUCAUCAGCUUAGUGGCACAGAGUGUUCACUGGGAUUUGUUGCGUUGUGUUACUUGUGGCAGAAGCAGGAACGGUCUGUUUACAGCCUGGUUAAAUGUUAUACAUGUCGUCUUCGUGGCUGCACUAAUUUAAACCUUGCCACCACUGAGCAAUGUCUUCACAGGUUGACUUUUUGGCAGUAUCAUGUUAACACAAUGUGCAGAUAUACAAUUUUAAGUUUGACCUUGAUGCUUUUUAUAAAUAUAUUAAAUGUUAUAGAUUUAAAAAAAAAAAAGAUACUUCAAUUUUAAAGAUUCGUUGCAUUGAAGUGCCCAGAUACUGCAGUUUUAAGUUUCCCAUACCUUUUCUCAUCAACUAACUGCAUUGGUGCACUCAAAAUAUUAAUAAGGAUCUUUGUUAGGUUACUGUAUGUUUUUACACAGUGUAAUCUGGAUAAUAUGUGCCAUUUAAUAGCAUAAACAAAUUGAAUAAGCAUACAGAAAUCUAUUGAUGUAUGAAGAAUGUUUAAUGAGUGAGUGUUCAAUGAUGAUAUUCACCAUGGAUAGCCCAACGUCAGUGCUUUUAUUGACAUACAGUAAUGAUUUCUACUGAACAGAUGACAUUACUGCUUUGGUUAAAAUUGGUUUUGGAAAUUGAUUGGCAUCUUAACACAAUUAAAGCCUAUUGUGGGUA